CACAUCCAUAUCUAGCAAAGAAAGUUGGACUAUGUAUUUUGGAAGUACAUGAAAUCUUUGAAAAAUAUUUUCCAAAACCAUAGGACCAUAUUGUGCAAGUAUAUCUCAUGGCAUAAGCAGUCAUGGAAAACAUCACGUCUGAUCAGUGGAAAGAGAUUGUGAACAAAAAGUUGCAUUUUCCUCCUGAGUUGAUUGCUGCCAUCCAUGAGGGAAAUAGUGUGCUUGUUAGCAAGCUGCUGUCCACUGGAGAUGGCAUCAUUCGCCAGCUGGAUGAUUCUGAAGAUCGGCUCUGGAGGGAGGCUCUUAACCUUUCCAUCCGCCUGGGCAACGAAGACGUGAUGACCACCCUUUUUCUAGGGGUCAAGUUUGACUUCCGUCAGAUCCAUGAGGCCCUCCUCGUUGCUGUGGAUACCAACCAGCCACGGAUUGUGAAGCUACUGCUCGACCGGCUCGACCAGGAGAAAGGCAACAAGAUGGAUGUGCGCUCCUUCUCGACAGCCAUCUUUGACCACUCAAUCGAUGACUCUCAGUUCGCCCCGGGAGUGACCCCGCUAACACUCGCCUGCCAGAAAGACCUGUAUGAGAUCGUCACCAUGCUGACUCAGAGGGGACACGACAUCCCCCUGCCCCACGCCAUAUCCUGCAUCUGCCUGGAGUGCCGCAACGCCCGGCAGUACGACCUGCUCAAGUUCUCCCUCUCCCGCAUCAACACCUACAGAGGGAUUGCCAGCCGUGCCUACCUGUCUGUCACUGCUGAGGACCCCAUGCUCAGCGCCUUCCACCUCAGCCGUGAGCUCCGCAGGCUCUCCAAGAAAGAACCAGAGUUCAAGCCCCAAUACUUGCAUCUGGAGGAGUUGUGUCAGGAGUUUGCCGUGGAGCUGCUAGCCAUGUGCCGGAACCAAAGCGAGGUCACCACCAUCCUGAACAACUAUGACGCCGACAGUGAUGAUGACGUAGAUGAUCAAACAUUUGACGAGGGAAUCCCAAAUUUAUCCCGUCUCCGUCUAGCUGUCAACUACAAUCAAAAACAGUUUGUGACUCACCCCAUCUGUCAGCAAGUUCUGUCCUCUAUUUGGUGCGGGAAUCUCUCCUGGUGGAGGGGAAGUAAGACUGCAUGGAAGCUUCUGGUGUCUCUCGCCAUCUUCCUCACAAUGCCCUUCCUCUGUCUUGUCUACUGGGUGGCCCCAAAAUCCAAGUUUGGGAAGACCAUGAAGAUCCCUGUGAUUAAAUUCCUGCUCCAUUCUGCAUCUUAUAUGUGGUUUCUAAUCACUCUCCUGGGCGAGUCCAUCUUCAUGGAGAUCUACAGAGUCGACUUUUCUUCCCGCACACAGAACUUCCUGCACAACUCUCUACACAUGGUUUGGGUAGUUGGUUUCUUCUGGUUUGAAUGUAAAGAGGUUUGGAUUGAAGGCCUCAGAAGCUACUUCCUGGACUGGUGGAACAUUCUAGACAUGAUGGUCCUCAGCAUGUAUCUGGCCUCCUUUGCCCUGCGAGUCCUUAUCAUGCUGAAAGGAUACUUCGUAUGCAAAGACCCAAAUGCAGUGGAGGACUGUGUUUACUUCACAGAUUCAGUGAGAAAGGACUGGCGACAGGAAGACCCGCAGUUCCUCUCGGAGAUCCUGUUUGCAGUCACCAGCAUGCUCAGCUUCACCCGCCUGGCCUACAUCCUGCCUGCCCACGAGUCGCUGGGAACCCUGCAGAUCUCCAUCGGGAAGAUGAUUGACGACAUGAUGAGAUUUAUGUUCUUGCUGAUGAUAAUUGGAACUGCAUUCCUCUGUGGAAUUAACAACAUAUAUGUGCCUUAUGUUAACACCCCACACCUUGGGCAGUUUAAUGAAACUAUUAAUUUCCUAUUUUGGACCAUGUUUGGUGUGGCCAAUCAGGACUAUGUGGAUAUGCCAGACUAUGUGCUGGCUGAAUUUGUGGGGAGAAUCUUUUAUGGAAUAUUCACUUUGGUUAUAGUCAUUGUGCUUCUCAAUAUGCUUAUAGCUAUGAUCACCAACUCCUUCCAAAAGAUUGAGGAUGAUGCUGAUGUUGAGUGGAAAUUUGCCCGCUCCAAACUCUACCUGAGCUACUUCCGAGAGGGCCUCACCAUGCCAGUGCCUUUCAACAUCAUUCCUUCACCCAAAGCCCUGUUUUACUCUGUGAGGGGUACCUUUCGAAAGCUUUGUUGCUGUUGCGGUCGAAAGAGCAAUCCAGAAUACCCUCCAAUUGCAUCAAUGACCCAGACGACAUACUGA
Alosa alosa (allis shad) is the source of this 2240-nucleotide messenger RNA. It is a transcript of the gene trpc2a, whose product is annotated as transient receptor potential cation channel subfamily C member 2a. Gene Ontology annotation, molecular function: inositol 1,4,5 trisphosphate binding; store-operated calcium channel activity; protein binding. The transcript is spliced from 12 exons. Gene Ontology annotation, cellular component: membrane; cation channel complex. The record is from RefSeq and is a predicted model, not a curated record. Lineage: Eukaryota; Metazoa; Chordata; Actinopteri; Clupeiformes; Clupeidae. Bases 123 to 2240 code for a protein of 705 amino acids. Gene Ontology annotation, biological process: manganese ion transport; calcium ion transmembrane transport; regulation of cytosolic calcium ion concentration.